Molecule: messenger RNA, 2079 nt
Organism: Fragaria vesca subsp. vesca
Lineage: Eukaryota; Viridiplantae; Streptophyta; Magnoliopsida; Rosales; Rosaceae
Product: pentatricopeptide repeat-containing protein At4g16470-like
Exons: 6
Coding region: 1-1839 (612 amino acids)
Biological process (GO): thymidine metabolic process
Molecular function (GO): thymidine kinase activity; ATP binding
Source: RefSeq, a predicted model, not a curated record
AUGAAGGCUCUCAUCUCAACCCACUACAUCACCAAGACCACACCUUUAUCCCUCUUAUCUUCAGCCUCUAAAUCAAUCCGUUCCUACCCACCAACCCAAUUCAAAACCCCCAAUUUCCUCCACCAACCCAAUACUUUUGUGCCCUAUGCUUCUCUCUCUUCCGAGAUAGCCCCCACCGGAGCUCUUGAAAUGGACGCGGCGUCUCGCCGGCAGCAACGCUCCGGUGAGAUUCACGUCGUCGUUGGUCCAAUGUUUGCCGGAAAGACCACCACGCUUCUUCGCAGGAUUCAAUCCGAGAAAGUCGAUGGCAGGCCCCAAAAGCAUAUGCAACUGAAUAAAACGUUGAAGGGACUUUGUUAUUCAGGACGAUUGGCAGAAGCUGUUGGAAUGUUGUGUCGUGCAGGAGUCAAGGCAGAACCAGAGACGUAUGCUCUUCUAUUGCAAGAGUGCAUUAUUUGGAAAGAGUAUAUGAAAGGAAAAAGAAUUCAUGCCCAAAUGAUAGUUGUGGGGUUUGUUGAGAAUGAAUAUUUGAAGACCAAGUUGUUGAUCUUGUACGCAAAGUCUGGGGAUUUAGGAACGGCUCACUAUUUGUUUGAUAUGUUGCUUGAUAGAAGCUUGGUUUCAUGGAAUGCAAUAAUUGCUGGGUAUGUGCAAAAGGGGCAUGAAGAUGUUGGGUUGGGUCUUUAUCACAAGAUGAGACAGAGUGGUUUUAUACCUGACCAAUAUACAUUUGCUUCAGUCUUCAGGACAUGUGCCACUUUGGCAACUCUGGAGGAUGGGAAGCAAGCCCACGGUGUCAUGAUAAAAUGCCAAAUUGUAGGGAAUGUUGUAGUCAAUAGUGCCCUCAUGGAUAUGUACUUUAAAUGUAGUGAUUUAUCUGAUGGGCAUAAGGUAUUUGAUGCAUCUCAAAAUAGGAAUGCCAUUACCUGGACUGCUCUGAUAUCCGGGUACGGUCAACAUGGAAGAGUUCACGAGGUCUUAGAUUAUUUUCAUAGGAUGAAAGCUGAAGGUAUCAGACCAAACUAUGUUACUUUUAUUGCAGUUCUUUCUGCAUGUAGUCAUGGAGGUUUGUCUAAUGAGGCUUGGGAAUAUUUUUCUUCCAUGACAAGAGAUUAUGGAAUUCAGCCAAGAGGACAGCAUUAUGCAGCCUUGGUAGACCUUUUAGGACGUGCUGGGAGGUUAGAAGAAGCAUAUGAGUUUAUUCUGAACUCUCCUUGUAAGGAGCACUCAGUGAUGUGGGGUGCUUUUCUUUGGGCUUGUUUGUGGGACAGUGUUGCUAAGCUUAGGGCUAAGAUGAGUGAUUUGGGGAUGAUAAAGGAUAACGUUGCAGUAAUAAAAUCAAACAAGGAUACAAGAUAUGGAUUGGAUUCGAUUGUGACACAUGAUGGGGUUAAAUUGCCUUGUUGGGCAUUACCAAAUCUGUCAUCAUUCAAACAAAAGUUUGGUCUUGAUGCAUAUGAGCAGCUAGAUGUAAUCGGUAUUGAUGAAGCUCAGUUCUUUGGAGAUCUUUAUGAUUUCUGCUGUGAAGCUGCUGAUCAUGAUGGCAAAAAAGUAAUAGUUGCUGGACUAGAUGGGGACUAUUUGAGGAGGAGCUUUGGUUCUGUGCUUGAUAUAAUUCCCCUUGCUGAUUCUGUAACCAAGUUAACUUCUCGAUGUGAACUUUGUGGGAAACCGGCUUUUUUCACAUUACGGAAGACGGAGGAGAUACAGACUGAAGUGAUUGGCGGGGCUGAUGUAUACAUGCCUGUAUGUCGAAAGCACUAUGUAAAUGGACAAGUAGCCAUUCAAGCUGCACGAGUUGUGCUGGAAUCUCAAGUUCAUUGCGGGUCGUGUGCGUAGCAGCAACUGACUCAGUAGGCUGUAAACUGUAUUUCGGAACACCUCGUUACAUGUAUUUUUCAAAAGUUUUACAUCUUUGCUGCAUGGUCUGCAAGCAUAUGUCGUUACUUGUUAGCAAAUGUUCUUUCGCUGUCCUUCAUGAAUGUAUAUAAACUUUUAACCACGCAUAGCAUAUGUAGGAGGUAUGCUAUGUUAGUUAAUAUUCAUGACAUGUAAUGGAUCAUUAUCUCUAUCUCUAAU